CGGCAGGGCUGCUGCACAUUGAAAAUAGAGGGAGAGGGAGGGAAGAGAGAGAGAGAGAGAAGGAGAGUCAGGGACAGGCAGUGCUGAAAAGGAGAGCACAAAGAGAAGGAAAGUGGAGCAGGGGAGGGGAACAGGAGGCUGGGUGAAGGGAGAGGGAAAGACAAAAGAAGGAGAGGGGAGACAUAGCAGGGUGAACGGAGGGGACUGAGCAAAUGGCUACGGAGGAGACGGCGGGGGGAGCCAGGAAAGCCACCAAGAGCAAACUGUUUGAGUUCCUGGUCCAUGGAGUGCGUCCUGGUAUGCCGUCCGGAGCAAGGAUGCCCCACCAGGGAGCUCCGAUGGGCCCCCCCGGCCCACCGUACGGAGGCAGCCCGGCGGUGCGGCCUGGUCUGCCCUCACCGGUGAUGGAGCCCAGUCGUAAAAGGCCUGCCCCCUCCCAGCAGGUCCAGCAGCAGCAGCAGCAACAGCAGCAGCAGCAGCAGCAGGCUGUCCAGAACCGGGCCAGAAAGAAGCCAGUCGGAUUCCCCGGAGCCAAUGAGAUGCCGGCGAGGCAGAUGGACAUGAGAGAGCCCCAAUCAGAUCCCACGCUCGGAUCAAAUGCUAAGAGAAGGAAAAUGGCAGACAAGAUUCUUCCGCAAAGGAUCCGUGAGCUGGUCCCCGAGUCUCAAGCGUACAUGGACCUGCUGGCCUUCGAGCGCAAACUGGACCAGACCAUCAUGCGCAAACGUGUGGACAUUCAGGAAGCACUGAAGAGACCGAUGAAGCAGCAGAAGCGUAAACUGAGGCUUUACAUUUCAAACACCUUCAACCCUGCCAGACCUGAUGCCGACGACUCCGACGGCAGCAUUGCAUCAUGGGAGCUGCGAGUAGAGGGGAAGUUGCUGGACGAUCCCGGGAAGCAGAAGAAGAAGUUCUCUUCGUUUUUUAAAAGCCUGGUGAUCGAACUGGACAAAGACUUGUACGGCCCUGACAACCACCUGGUCGAGUGGCAUCGCACGCCUACGACCCAGGAGACGGACGGUUUCCAGGUGAAAAGGCCCGGAGACGUGAGCGUACGCUGCACUCUGCUGCUGAUGCUGGACUACCAGCCUCCCCAGUUUAAGCUGGACCCUCGCCUGGCUCGCCUGCUUGGCAUCCACACUCAGACACGCUCCUGCAUCAUCCAGGCCCUCUGGCAGUACGUCAAGACCAACAAGCUGCAGGACUCCCAUGACAAGGAGUACAUCAACUGUGACAAGUACUUCCAACAGAUCUUCGACUGCCCUCGGCUGAAGUUCUCUGAGAUCCCUCAACGCCUCACCAACCUCCUCCUGCCCCCCGACCCCAUCGUUAUCAACCACGUCAUCAGCGUGGACCCCAACGACCAGAAGAAGACGGCUUGCUACGACAUCGACGUGGAGGUGGAAGACCCCCUGAAGAGUCAGAUGAGCAGCUUCCUCCUCUCCACCGCAAACCAGCAGGAAAUCGCCUCCCUCGACAACAAGAUCCAUGAGACCAUCGAGUCCAUCAACCAGCUGAAGAUCCAGAGGGACUUCAUGCUCAGUUUCUCCAGAGAUCCCAAGGGCUACAUCCAGGACUGGCUCAAAUCCCAGAGCCGAGACCUUAAGUUAAUGACAGAUGUGGUGGGGAACCCAGAGGAGGAGAGGAGGGCGGCAUUUUACCACGAGCCCUGGUCCCAGGAGGCUGUCAGCCGCUAUUUCUACUGCAAGAUCCAGCAGAGGAGACAGGAGCUGGAACAGGCCUUAGCGGUCCGCAACACCUAAGUGAAGGCCCUCCAUGAUCUCCGCAUCUGAUUUCAGAGCCGUGUGUGUGUGUAUGUGUGAGUGUGUAUGUGUGGGUGGGUGUGUUGCUACCGUCAAGUGAAAAGCUCUUACCUCUAGAAAAUAUUAGCAGCUCCGAGACCUUUCUGAGGAUUUUCCAUAUUUAAAGAGUAUUUGCAACAAUCAGAAAUGUCAAUUUGUGAACACCCACUCGUAUAUUAGAGUUGAUUUGAAAGGCAACAUCUUCUAGUUUCUGUGUUUAAUACGUGGCUGAAACACAACCCAAAUGUGGAUCAGAUGUAUCCCUUAUCCUAACACUAAGAAGUUUAUGGUUGUAACAGAAGUGUACGACCAAAACGUAUGUACAAGACCUCACUUGAAAGGGAACAUCCUCAAGUUUAUGCAUUUAACAUGUGGCUGAAAUGCAAUUAAACUACAUUAGUUUAGACAUGGCUCAAAUCUAACCAUAACCUCUGAACUAGGGUUAAAGUUUCAGUUACAGUAAAA
Molecule: messenger RNA, 2267 nt
Organism: Sphaeramia orbicularis (orbiculate cardinalfish)
Lineage: Eukaryota; Metazoa; Chordata; Actinopteri; Kurtiformes; Apogonidae
Gene: smarcd3b
Product: SWI/SNF related BAF chromatin remodeling complex subunit D3b
Exons: 14
Coding region: 213-1763 (516 amino acids)
Source: RefSeq, a predicted model, not a curated record